UGCCGGCGGCUCGGGGCCCCUCCCCUAGAAGAUGGCGAGUCCGUGCGGGCGGCAGGAUUGCUCUAGCGAGAGGCGCGGCUUCCGCCACCAGCUCGACUCGUGGCGACACCGGCUGCUGCGCUGUGUGGGAUUUGAAAGUAUUCUAGAAGGGCUGUUUGGACCUGAAUUAUUAAAAGAUCUCAGUUUUUUUAAAGACUUUGAGCCUGAAGGUGUCUCUGAUUGGUCUUUUGAUGAAAAUUGUCUUUUCUGCUGUUUGAGAAGAGAGAAAGUGAAGGAACACUUAGUCAGUCUGGAUGAGCCAGCCUUGGAAGUUGGGGACCAAGCUCUGCUUAGACAAGAGCAAGCAAAAAUCAUUCGGUUCGAGAGGCAAGCGGAAGAGUUUCUCCAUGCAGUCUUUUAUCAAAAAGACAGUCCUAGGGUCUCCGACCCCAACAUUCCCCUAGUGGCUCGCGAGAUCAUGCAGCGGAUGAUCCGACAGUUUGCUGCUGAAUAUACCUCAAAAACUAGCUCUACUCAGGACUCCAGCUCGCCCAAUAGCACAAAGAACCAAAGCCUGCUGAAAGCAUCUCUGGUCGCCUCAUCCCCUGUGGGUGCAACGGCUCAGAACCCUGUGCUCAGCAAACUUCUCAUGGCUGACCAGGACUCACCCUUGGACCUCACCGUCAGAAAGUCUCAAUUGGACCCUAGUGAGCAAGACGGAGUGCUUGAUCUGUCCACUAAGAAAAGCCCUUGUGCAGGCAGCGCCUCCUUGAGCCAUUCACCUGGCUGCUCCGCUACUCCUGGGAAUGGGCGUCCUGGGAGACCCAGCCAGCACCAUGCAGAGGGACUUCGGAGUGGUGAUGGGGUUCCCCCGAGAAGCUGGCAGGAUGGAACCAGGGAAGGGUCUGGCCACUCCACAUCUCUCAAAGUUCCAUUGGCUCGAUCACUGCAGAUAAGCGAAGAACUGCUGAGCAGAAACCAGCAUGCUACAGCUGCCAGCCACGGGCCGUCUGGGCUACAGAAUCAUGGACAGCACAUGAUACUAUCCAGGGAGGCUUCUUGGGCAAAACCACACUACGAAUUCAACUUCACUCGCAUGAAAUUCAGGGGAAAUGGUGCACUCAGCAACAUCAGUGACCUUCCUUUUCUUACAGAAAACUCGGCCUUUCAAAAAAUGGCACUUCAAACUAAACAGGAUGGGAAAAAGGACAUGAGCCAUUCAACUCCUGUGGAUUUAAAGAUACCACAAGUUCGAGGCAUGGACCUUUCGUGGGAGUCCCGUUCUGGUGACCAGUAUAGCUAUAGCUCUUUGGUGAUGGGUUCACAAACGGAGAGCGCGCUAAGUAAAAAGUUAAGGGCUAUCCUUCCGAAACAAAACAGGAGGAGCUUGCUGGAUCCCGGACCAGAUUCCUGGGGCUCAGAUGCUGAGCAAUCUACCUCUGGACAGCCAUAUCCCACCUCUGAUCAGGAGGGAGAUCCUGGCUCUAAGCAACCUCGGAAGAAAAGAGGCAGAUACAGACAGUACAACAGUGAGAUAUUGGAGGAAGCAAUCUCUGUGGUGAUGAGUGGGAAAAUGAGCGUCUCCAAAGCUCAGAGUAUUUAUGGGAUCCCCCAUAGCACCCUGGAGUAUAAAGUGAAAGAGAGGCUGGGCACUUUGAAAAACCCUCCAAAGAAAAAAAUGAAAUUAAUGAGGUCGGAGGGACAAGAUGUCUCUGUAAAGCUUGAGAUAGAUCCCCAGGGAGAGGCAGCACAGAGUGCGAAUGAGUCAAAGGAUGAUUAGGGAUGUUGUAGAGUGCCAAUUACUUAACAAACUGGGUGAGCACUAUGGCAUUGUUCAACUCCCACUGCAUGCACCCAACUCCUCUUUGGUCACUGGGUGCAGGACAUGUUCCUUUGCAGUUCAGCAGAGACUUGUAUGGACAUGGGGAAAAGAGUGCUCUGAAUGUUGCAUAUUUGUAAAUUUUCUGGCCCAAUAUGGCUUAGAGCCCUUUUUUUGUGUUUUGUUUUUGUUUUUGGCCUUUUGCAUGUUUCUCUAAUGUUCUAUAGAGAAUUAAGUUACCUCACAAAGAAUGCAGACAUGGAAGUGGACUGCUUGCCUCUUGAGCCUGCAUGGACUUUCAGUUAUUUUAUUGGGUUUGUUUUUCCCAUGUUCCCCUCACUUCCUUGAACUCUAGUACCAGACUUUUAAAACAAAAACUGGAUCAUUGCUUUAUAAUUGGAUUUCAUACCUUUUUUUUGUCUUGGAUCCAGCUGGCUUGGGGGAAAAGUUAAACUUUUAAAUAAUGUUGAUCUUUUUUAUUCAGAGAUUGGUGGUUGCAACCCCAGUUGGUUGGGUCUAAUUGGAGGUAUUUUCUUUUAAAUUCAACUUCUUUACCAUUUGCAAUUUGCUUAGUGCUCACCCGGAGGGGAGGGUGGGGAUGGGGAUGUGGGAAUUUUACAUACACUACCUUCAGAAUGCUUUGGUUAAUUCCUUUGAAGCACUACCUUCACUGUUUGUUUGCUCUUUUAUAAAGGUGAGAGUUGGACUUGCCUGCUUGAGGAUGUAGCCUUAUCUCAACAAACUCCUUGUAUUCAGGAGCAUCAGGGUACACUGAAUAAUAUAUUAGGGUAUUCCUCACUUUAACAAAAUAUGGCUUUGUGACCUACAUGCUUUUAACAGAUUGAAUUUUGAGUUUGCUAAACUAUGUGUUUCCUCCAGCUAGUUUAAAGAAUUAUCUUCUGGGGGAUGGGAAUACAAAUAAUAACCUGCUGUAAUCUUGUCCAACUCUCCCUCCCCCCAAAAGACAACAACGCUGAUUUCUAAACAUUACAACCUCAAUAAUCUGCCUAAUAGUCAUGUAAAUGAAGGAUCUAUGUUAACGUUCAGGGAAGAAAUUUUUUACAAAUGUUAAUAAAACCCAUGAUCAGAUCAACCUGAUCUGGCUUAGGCCGAGCAUUUUAUCUAACUGUAACACUGUCAGGGUUGAACACCUAAUGGGUGUUUCCUUUUUAAAUACUACAGUUGCCAGUAGCAGGAAGUGUUUUUGCAUAUCCUGCAUUUUUGUUUUUGUUUCAUUCACUAUUUAUUUAAUAGUGGACUAGCACACACUCACAGCUACUAUAAUCAUAACUAGCACUCCUAAAUCUACAGUUCAGUCUUUUUAGUUACAGAGGCAUCUGAUUAUUUUCUUACAUUAAACUUUAAAGCUUUCUGGACUUGCAGCUUCAUUGAAUCAGACUCACUGGUUCUUCAGGUAGGGGGGCACAGUUUGAUCUUAGCUGUGCAAAAGAUUGAUAGGACUCCAUUCUCCUGCUUUGUACAACCAAAAGAGGCAAUUGAAUUUAUAUAUAAGACAUCUUAAGCAUUAUUUUUGAUUAGGUAUCUUGUGUUAAUGACUGAAAGUGGAUGCUGCAGUUCAUAGGAAGAAGGUCUAGAUAGCCCCGGGGCUGCUGCUUGAAUUUGGGGAUGAUUAAGUUAGCCUUCUUAUUUGGUUGAUUGCUUCCCAGCAACCCACUGUAUUCAAAGGUUAGGCACACCAUUGCUGUCAUGUUAAAUAUGCACUUCUCAUUCUUGAGAGAGACUGGGCUUUUUUUAGCCCACAUAUGCUUUGUACUACUGUUCUUAGACUUUUUUGUUUUUUUGGUGUAUUUCCAUACUCAAAAGCAGAGUUCCCUUAGCUAUCUAGUUGUCAUCUCAGUACAGAAACCUGUUUAAAGCUCCAUAGUGGUGAAGAAACUCUGCAAUAUAAUCCAGUUUCACUGGAAAUUGCAAUAAAAAUGCACUGUUUAAAAUUUAUGGUUUCAUCUGCUAUUGAAAGUGUGGGAGAUGGUUGCUGCAAGCUAGAAGUGUAACACUUGCAUAGUUUUACUGUCAGAGGUUUAACCUUUUGUGGCUGUCUUUAUUUAAGUGAUGUUUGAGUUGAAUUCUGUAAAAGCUUGUCCAUAGUUUAUGUGGAGUGCUCAUUUUACUUAACCUAAAUAUUUUUUAUGUGUAUCAUUAAGUGGAUGACAAUCGUGCAGCAGAAAAAUGGUGUGCCUACCCUUUAAUGCUGCAGUUUUGAAAGAGAACUACUUGUAUGUCAUUUCAAAUCGUAGGCUGAGAACUGUAAAUAGAUAAUGGUAGUUGCAUAUUCUUACUUGCUUUGGUUAGAUAAUUAAUUAAACAACCAAACAGUUAGUUUUCUCAGAUUAAAGUCCUGGGACCUGACGAUUGUAAGACUCCUGUCUGCAAAGCUUUGAAAUAUAACAUUUAAUAUCUGUGAUCACUUCCUGUUCAGGUAACUUUUCCCCAGAAGCUUUGGAACAACCAUAUUUCCUCAAAAGGUCUCUGUUUUAAAAAAAUAAGGAAAAAGUAGGUUAUUUUUAAAGCACUAAUUGCAUUACUUUGGUAAUUGCAAUAUAAAAUAGCCAUUAUUGUUUUGUGACGCAUGGUUGAAAUUAGUUAGUAGUCCCUUUCUAAAAUUUCCGAAGCCUCUCAAAAAUAAACAAAAAGCUGCUGAAUAUUCAAAAGAUAUAAAUAUAUAUUUUACCUUAUUGUAGGUUUUGUAAACUUAGUCUGUAAUAUUCAGGUGCACCUUUUUAAUGUUAAACUUUGUUUUAAGAAUUCAUCUCACCUGUUCUCUCCAAGGUGGUUUAUUCUGUGGCUGGUAUCUCAUUCUAGAUUCCUCAGUGACUCACUGAAGUCAGACUGCUCUGUUAGGCACCUUUGGUGUAGCCUUGAGUAGUAUCUGGGAACAUCUUAAGUGUAGAAGAAAUGGAAUCAGUGUUUAUCCAUUAGCAUGCUUAAUUUUCUGCUGACUGGAAGUUUGCAUGGCCAAAAUCCCCAACUGACCAUAGUUUGGUGUGGGAAGAUGUGGUUUGCUGCUGUCUUUGUAAGAGAAGCCUUGUUCUCUCCUGUUUCCAAUAAAUGGAUGCUCCUGUAAUUUGUACAAGAGAUAGGGAUUGAGGCCUUGUUUCCCCAGCUGCUUUAGAGAAGCAUGUUAAGGGAACGCUAGACAAGUGCAAUCCUCCAGAAAUGGUGAGGCCUGUGGGAGAAAGAUUGGGGCAUUUUUAAACACUCAUUUUCUCUCACUCCAGGGGAUUUGUAUUUGGAAGAAUUGUGGCGUAUCUGUUGAUGGUGUAGCUUGCAUCUGGAUGACAGACAAACUGUGAACAAUAUUUGUGACAGCCUCUGCUUCUUAGGCCAGAUAUCAAGAAGGAUAGGUUCUCCCUCUACUCCCAGCCUAAAAGACUAAUGUUAGAGUGUGUGUGUAUAACGUUUAAAAUCAAGUGUACUAUCGUACUGGAAUUUAGAUGUUGCUUGGUGACUUUUUGCUGCAGCAAGUUAUACAGAUGAGUAAGGCUUACUGUUGUAGGGGUACUAGUGUGGAGUUAAUUAUCGUACAGUUCUGUGGAGCGAGCCCAGUGUGUAGAAAAUGUAUCAUUUUUUUUAUUUGGACCUGUAAAAUGUACUUUCCUGAGAUUCUGGAGAUCUGAGAUACACUAUUACCUCUUUGUCAGCCAUUCUAAAACCUCAUUUCCAGAGCCCUAGGCUGCCUGCUUUUCAGCACAGCCAUCAAGAAUAGCAGUUGUAGGGUCUGGACUGUUGGCCUUUAUUGUAGAAAACCCUCUAAGCUCCCCAGUUUCUUAAAAUGACUGGAAGAAGGCUCUCUCUGGAGUGCUUGAAAUCUUGUUCUUACAUCAGCCAAAUACUCUUCUAACUGGCCCCAAGUCUGCUCCAUACUGCCUCAACUGCUCCACUGCUGCUCUGCCUCCAAAGGAAAAGCUUAGUUUGAAUGUUUUCUUAAAUAUUUUCUAAUGCAAAUAUGGAGUCAUUUUUAAUAAAAACUUAAAAAUGAAAUGUUUUAAUGUGGUAGCAGUACUGUUCUGCUUAGUUCCCUAAUGGCUCUAGCCAAAGCUUUUUCACACUCAUGGGGCAGUUUGAAGCAGUUGUGGUCUCAAAUGGACACAUAGCUUAUUCAGAAACCAUCAGGAGUGAUUUAUGUCAUUUCAUGGAAAGCUGUAUUUUUAAUAUGCCUACAAAUAGGUGGCUAUAAUUAUAAUACCAGUGGCAUGAUCUGUGUUAUGUUGAUAAGCUGCUUAUAGCACUUCUCCCUACAUAAACACACCGGUGUCAAAUUUCAUUUAGUAAUUAUUUUGGUGACAGGGAAAGGAGAUUCCUAAUCCUUAGUGUGUAAUCAAUCUAGAAUAAAACCCUCAUGAAGUAUCUAAGUGUGUAAGAGGCAAGUAAAGGCAUGGCAUCUGAACAGGUGGGUGAAAAGUGCUUACCAGUCCCCCUUUCUUAUCCCAACGCACUUUGCUAGAGCUCAAAAUGGAAAUUUAAAUAAAAAGACUGUCCCCUUCAGCCCCAAAUGUAGGGUUAAUUUAGCUGCUAGCCAAGACUACUUGAAGGACUUGCAUAGUUCUCAUCAGAAAAGGUCAUAAAAAUUGUGUUGCUCAAAAUUUUUCACGCAAACAAAAAGAUUCUUUUAGGAAGUUCUAGGGUGCCCAUAUUUUGAUGUGGAUCAGGUAUUUUGUGCUUUUUUCCUCUUGCAGUUUCAGAGUCGCCUUUUUAAAAAGGAUUGUGAACUUUUUCAGUUUGCCUGCUGUCUGCAAAUUACACUUUAUAGCUGUUGGCUUUUAUACUACUUGGCUGUCCAGUUGCUUUUAAACUUUAUUAAGAACUUUUACAGGCUUGAUCAGACUGUGUGUUAUGGAGAUAAUCAUGAUCUCUCUCUAGUCUUCAUGCAUUGUUUUAGUCUUAGGUAAAGCUUGUGGUUUAAAUGCUGUUUACUGUUCCAGAGUUGUUUUGCAGUUUAUAUUGCUAAAAUGUAAUGAAACUGCUGAGUUUUAUAGUAGGUGAACAUUUUGGUAAAUUGUCAUGUUAUAAAUCAGAGAUGGCUAAAUUUUGGCUUGUGAAGCACAUAGAUCCUGGGCAGCUUAAGAAUGUAAAUAGAAGUUGGCUUUGUGGUGGAGGUUCUAAUGCACUAGAAAUGUGUUAAGACUUACUCCCCCCUCCCCCCCAGCUGGUCCCUACACAAGAAAGUGAAGGGAGACAAAGAUGAUGCAGUGACAGGUAGUUUGCUUUUUGGGUUGUAUGUGAAAUGGGCAAAAGGAACAAAGUAGUACCAGAUUAACCAGGAACUGGAGUUGAGCAAGUGGGUCUUCUUUGAGUUUUGAGGGGUAAGAGGGUCUGUGGACAAGGAAAGAUAAGAGUUGGAAAGAUAUUCUUUGGCUCUUCACCCUGAUUGUGGCCAUUUGGCAAAGAAAUACCUUGUCAGGAGUUGGAAGGUAGCAAAUGAAUGAUCAUCUGUAGUAGUCAGCAAUUUUGCAGUUACAGCAUACAACUUCACUGGAAGAAGCAUGUAUUGUGAUUUUAUCUUUUAAGAGUUUAACCUGUGGUGAAUACUUAAAUUAACCAUAGGUGUACACUCAAGAUAACACAGAAAGGAAAACUACUAGCUUUCAGGCAUUGUAGUCUCCAUUUCCCAUACAGAUAUAUAGAUUUGUCAUAGGCACAGGCUGUAAUUUUCAGGUUUGGAUUUUCAGUCCUGCAAAAUUCUUCUUACUCAGGUAAUGUCCUGAAUACCAUCCAUUGUAAAAUAUUCAGUAAAUAUGCCUGAUCACAAAUUAAUCCUUACUUAAUUCUGUGGUGUCUAAAAUUCCCAGGCAAAGAUCUUUCCCCCUUUUUAUAUAAUAAAUACACUAUGGAUCCUUGGUGAAAAGAGAAAUUUUUACCUGCUAGUGAAAAUUUGAUUUAAGUAUUUCUUCUUUCACUUUAAAAGUAUAGACAUGCCACCUUAGCCUCUAAAGUAAGCCCACGUUUGGUGCUAUAUUCAUCAAACUUCAGACUUGAUAAAAUAAACCCUCACAGUCCAUUAAAACACUUCUGACCUGUUUUUAAAAAGAAAAAUCAGAAAAGGGACCUUUCAGCACUUUUACUGUUACAAUUCGAGUCUUAAUUUAUCUAGUCUUCAGAGUCUAUGGUACUGUAAAAGUCUCAAUCCAGGAUGAUUGAUUUGUUUUUAGGUCAGAUGAUUUCUGUUGAUAGUAAAAUAUCUUUGAGAAUAAAUACCAGUUUUAUAAUGUUCAGGCAGCUUUUGGGCAUGCGUGCCUGAUGUUUUAGGUAAACAUUUCAGUAGACCAUUUCAGGGCUUUAAGAUUUGGGAUCUAAGUUGGGGAAGCAAGGUAAAGUUUCCCUUGAAGAAUAGUUUUAGUCCAUUGUGUAGUGCUCAGUUUGAAAGUAUAUCACUAGGAAAAUGGGUAGGGAUUCUCUCUCUCCCUUUGUCUUCAGGGAAUGAGCAGUAUUUAGAAUCUUUGGCUGAAAUUCAAGCCUUUUUACCGUGUAAAUUUUUAAUAUAAAUUCACUGACAUGCUUUUUACAUCAGAGGACUGAAAAUGGAUCUUAAUGUUUAAGUUGUGGAAUGGUAUAUUUCUUAAAUGAAGGGGGAAAGUAAAAAAAAAAACUAACUAGAUUAGCAUACCAGCAUUAGUAAUCUUAAGAGAUUUUAGUAUGUAAUAGGAAAGUCUUUGAUUAAAAAUCUUAUCUUGGAUUGCUAGUCUGUAACUAGGUGCAUUCUACUUUAGCAGGUGAAAUUUCUUUACUUGUUGAGAGAGGGUAGAUGGCGGCUGUCAUGUGCCCCAGCAUCAGAAAAACAGAUUACAGACAGCAACCUCUCUCUGAGUCCCAUUUGGUGAUUAUACCCAUGGGAUUUUUGCUUACAGCAGCUUACUGCUGCUUAAAACAUGUAUAAAUACGUUUUGAGUGUUUGCUCAUAACUCUUUCUAACCUCCACUUGUUAAAUUGUCAGAUGUUGGUAUUUUAUCAGUCCGCAAUGUAACUUCUAAACUAACGUGCUUAGGAUUCCAGCUUGUACACACACUGUUUGAAAACCCUCAGGGACAGUUUACACACUACCCUCACUCAAUUCAGGUACUUGUACACUAUUCUUAAACCUAGCAGUGACUUGCAUUUUGUUUUUGCUUUUCUUUUGAUGUGCUGGUAGCACAUCCUUGAUGAAUGUCAACUUAAACUCAGUUCAGGUAUCCAGGUAUAACUCAGCCAAACGGAUUUUAAAGCUGCAUAUUACUCUCCAGCACGCAGUGCCUCAGACACGUAGUGGCAUUCUGUAUAUUCAGUUAUAACUACUGAGCAAGAUCGCAUGGGGGUUCCUGAUUAUGUAUUGUAAGAAAUUUCUAUAUAUAGUAUGUGUAUUAUGUUAUAUACAUAUAUAUUAUAUAUGUAAUCUUAAACGUAUAUAUUUAAAAAUGCCACUACCAAGCCAGCACAGCUAAUGUCAAUACAUUCCUGGCUGCCUCUGUAUAUGGUCCAGGGGCAGCUUCUCAGCGUGGCUGUGGUUUCUCUUUCAUCCCAGGUACUUCUAAACUUGAGCACUGGCCCUUGGAUGUCUGACCUCUACAUUCUAGUUAUGCAAUGUCUCUAGGAAUUCUGUGCACUGGCCACUGUGAUGGAAGCCAAUGGGCCAGGUGGGCUUGAGUUUACUAGUAACCCUUCUGCCAAAGUUGGUGUUUUAUGGCAACAGUGUAAACCUUUCAAAUAAUUGGCAGCUGCAUAUAUAUUUUGGGAGCAGAUGAUCACUCCUUCACUGUGGCCCCCGAUCAGGUGUCCCACCUCUUGUGCCAUGCACUAAUUAUUAAUGUGCUGGCAUUUCACACCUGUAGUGGUGGUCCUUGUUGCUGAACAUUCAACAGCAUGUGCAACACAUUAAAAUGAAAUUUGCUGCUUGCACCAGCUUGUGUAUCUCUGUCAGCAAUGCCUCUGCUCUAUUAUUUGAUGCUUUACACCUUAGAAAGUUCUAUUUAUGUAGAAUAUGGAAAAAAUGGCAUUUUUCACAGACCUCUAAAAGUACAAGUGUCAUGGAAAAAUAAAACAGGAACCCCCUUUUUAAUCUAUGGACCUCAUUUCAAUAUACUGUUUACAGUUUGACGGAAUUGUAUAAUUUAAUAUUUCUCUUGUACUGUAGUUUGUAUUUAUUUACAGAUUUUUUUGUACUGUGUGAUUUGAACUUUUUUGUUCCUUGCUAUGAUCAACAUUUUAUGUAGUAGAGCACUUAUGAUCACAAAUUAAGGUUUUUGGUUUGAUUGCACUACAUUAAUUUUAAUGCAGUUCUGAUUUUUGACUGGACUAAAUAAGCUGUGUCUUAAUGUAUGUGAUAAGUACUUAUAAAUUUUAAUUCAUGUGGUCCAUUUUUUUUUUUUUGCAUUGUAUGUCAAAAGCGCUGAUUCUCUCGUUGUGCAUGUGUAAGGGUUAACAACCCUGUUGUAUUCUUUGGCCAUGUCAUUUUGGAAACACAUUCCCAGCUGUAACGUGUAUGGUAGUUUUCACUGGAUGCUAGACUUUUCAGAACGACUAUUCUUCUAAUAAAUUUUGUUGUGAAAAACUUGA
Heteronotia binoei (common prickly gecko) is the source of this 10342-nucleotide messenger RNA. RefSeq names its product ligand dependent nuclear receptor corepressor (gene LCOR). The record is from RefSeq and is a predicted model, not a curated record. NCBI's taxonomy places the organism in Eukaryota, Metazoa, Chordata, Lepidosauria, Squamata, Gekkonidae. Gene Ontology annotation, molecular function: DNA binding. Bases 32 to 1759 code for a protein of 575 amino acids. Gene Ontology annotation, biological process: regulation of transcription by RNA polymerase II. The transcript has 7 exons. Gene Ontology annotation, cellular component: nucleus.